AUGGUGUUCGCGUUUCGAAGUGCCGUUUAUUUGUGCAUAUUAUAUUAUUUAAAUGUACACGCAUAUAACGCUUGCAAAGUACCAAAUGCCGGGGCGGGCACUUGCAUCAGCAUCUCAAAAUGCACACCAUUACAAAUCCUAUAUAAGAAACAACAUAAAAACCGUCUAGAGAAUUUAUUUAUCCAGCAGUCCCUUUGCGGGAAUUCGGAUAGCCCGGCGCUGAAGGUUUGUUGCCCUUCUGAAGACGAUUGGUCUAGUUUCAAACCGCGCCCAGUUAUAUUUCCGGGACCAGAUAAUGUGUAUACUUCUAUAAGAACAACCGAAAUCAUACCAACAAAAGAAACGAGCAAGCCAGUAGUAACAGACCCUCAAUCAUUUACGUUUAAUACCGGUCUAGGUACAAGAAUACUUGGUGAAAACAAAAAUUCAAAUUGUGGUGUAGAUACAGCAAGUUCUAACAGAAUAACUGGUGGAAAUGUAACCGGAAUAGACCAAUAUCCCUGGCUAGCUCUGCUUGAAUACCAGUCUACUACGGAAGAGAAUAUUGAUGGAUGUGGCGGUGCACUAAUAAACACUAGAUUUGUCUUGACUGCUGGACAUUGUGUGCCUGGAAGUUUAGGCAUGCCCACAUACGUGAGACUUGCCGAGUAUGAUAAAACCACAACACCAACUGACUCAGUGGAAACAGACGGAGGCGGCUUUGAUUAUAUAACAGAAAAAAGAAUUGCAGUGGAAAAUGCUAUCAGACAUCCUCUUUACAGUAGAAUCGAUGUUCGGAACGAUAUCGGGAUCGUUAAAAUGGUAUCUGACGUAGUAUUCGGCGAUUUCGUUAAAGCUAUCUGCCUACCAAAAAUUAACUUUUUGCCAACGUUCGGUGAAUACACAAACUUCACAGUCGCGGGAUGGGGGACAGAUAAUGGUGUAAAUAUUGAAGUGAAAUCCGAGGUGAUAUUACCUUACGUGCACUUAGACAAAUGUCAGGGUACACAGGACUAUAUGAUCACAAAAUCACAAAUUUGCGCUGGAGGUGUAAAAGGCAAAGACACCUGUAAAGGGGAUUCUGGCGGACCUUUGAUGUAUGAAUACGAUAAAUUAUUUUAUGUGGUCGGUGUCGUGAGCUAUGGUAUGAGUAUUUGUGGCACCGAGGGCUCGCCAGCUGUGUAUACGAACGUUUACGAAUAUGUCCCGUGGAUAGAGUCUGUGAUAAAUAAAAAU
Molecule: messenger RNA, 1215 nt
Organism: Brenthis ino (lesser marbled fritillary)
Lineage: Eukaryota; Metazoa; Arthropoda; Insecta; Lepidoptera; Nymphalidae
Source: the annotation of a GenBank genome assembly